Pseudovirgaria hyperparasitica is the source of this 2737-nucleotide messenger RNA. Its product is annotated as sulfate permease. Gene Ontology annotation, cellular component: membrane. The transcript is spliced from 4 exons. The record is from RefSeq and is a predicted model, not a curated record. Gene Ontology annotation, biological process: transmembrane transport. Gene Ontology annotation, molecular function: secondary active sulfate transmembrane transporter activity. NCBI's taxonomy places the organism in Eukaryota, Fungi, Ascomycota, Dothideomycetes, Acrospermales, Acrospermaceae. The coding region runs from base 98 to 2584 and encodes 828 amino acids.
UCUAUAUAUCUUGUCGGUCCAAUCUUUUAAUCUUUUGACACUGCCAUAUCCAUCCGACUUUUGACUGUCUCUAUUGUCUCUGUCGCCUUUCGCCACAAUGGCCGUCACCCGUAAGAAGAUCGGCCAUGCCCUGGCGAAGCCUCUGGGCAUCAAGCUCGAUUAUCGCAAUGAGACGGGCGCCAGAACUACUCGUGGAGAGUCUGUCUUCUCCGUCUCGAGCGCAGACACCUUCGUGGAAGAAGAGCCCACCGUGCAGGAGUGGUUUGCUGAGAUAACGCCCUCCUUAAAGGACGUUGGCCGUUAUUUCUACAACCUAUUUCCAUUCCUGAGAUGGAUUGGCCGUUAUAAUCUGCAGUGGCUGUACGGGGAUCUGGUUGCUGGUAUCACUGUUGGUGCUGUUGUCGUGCCCCAAAGCAUGGCCUACGCAAACCUCGCCCUGCUGCCCGUCGAGUUUGGUCUCUACUCCUCUUUCAUGGGCGUCCUCAUCUACUGGUUCUUCGCCACCUCCAAGGACAUCACCAUCGGCCCGGUCGCCGUCCUGUCUACUGUAACUGGCAACGUUGUCUCUAACGCUACCGCCAAACUUCCUCAGUACGCAGAUACUCCGUGGGUUUACGCCAACUGUCUUGCAAUUAUUGGUGGCGCCAUCGUCUGUUUCCUGGGUCUUGCCCGUCUGGGCUUCAUCGUCGAGCUCAUCUCGUUGACGGCCAUUUCUGCCUUCAUGACUGGUUCUGCCAUCAGCAUCGCUGUCGGGCAGUUGCCUGCACUCAUGGGCAUCACGACUGUCAACAACCGUGCCGAGACAUACAAAGUCUUUAUAAACUUCCUCAAAGCCUUGCCCCAGACCAAGUUGGACGCCGCCAUGGGCCUGACUGCUCUUGCUAUGCUCUACCUUAUUCGGAGCGGCUGCAACUUCGCCGCCCGGAAGUUCCCGAGCCGCGCCAAGACAUUUUUCUUCUUGUCCACCCUUAGGACCGCAUUCGUCAUCCUGCUCUAUACUGGCAUCAGUGCUGGUGCCAACCAUGGUCUGCCAGGCGUUCAUGUCGGUGUGAAACCAAAGAACCCCAAGUUCCGUAUUCUCGGUGUGGUUCCCCGUGGUUUCACCCACGCCCAAGUCCCCACCGUUGACACCGCUGUUAUCAAAUCGUUCUUGUCCGAUCUGCCUGUCCUGGUCAUUGUCCUGCUGAUUGAGCACAUUUCCAUCUCAAAGUCCUUUGGUAGGGUGAAUAAUUACACCAUAGACCCAUCGCAGGAACUGGUUGCCAUUGGUGUCACAAAUCUGCUCGGUCCUUUCCUUGGUGCAUACCCAGCCACAGGAUCCUUCUCCCGUACUGCGAUUAAAUCAAAAGCUGGUGUCAGAACCCCCUUUGCCGGUGUGAUCACCGCGCUUGUCGUUCUUCUUGCCAUCUACGCCUUGACUGCUGUCUUCUACUACAUUCCUCAGGCCUCGCUUUCGGCCGUCAUCAUCCACGCCGUUGGAGACUUGAUUACUCCGCCAAACACCGUCUACCAGUACUGGAAGGUAGCGCCACUUGAAGUUCCCAUCUUCUUUGCUGGUGUGUUGGUGACCGUCUUCAGCUCCAUUGAAAAUGGAAUCUAUGUCACGAUCGGCUUGUCCGCUGGAGUCUACCUCUUCCGUCUGUUCAAGGCACAGGGACGAUUCCUCGGUCAGGUCAAGGUUCACUCAGUUAUUGGAGACCAUCUCUUGGACGACGGACGAGGCGGCGAGACGGGUCCAAUCGGAGACACGAACGUCGACACCUCGACUCGCAGCAUCUUCCUGCCAAUUGACCAUCGUGACGGCUCCAACCCCUCCAUCGAUGUCGAAGCUCCCUACCCAGGUGUCUUCAUCUACAGAUUCUCCGAGAGCUUCAACUACCCCAACGCCAACCACUAUCUAGACUACCUCGUCCAGACCAUCAUGAGCCAGACGAGGAGAACUAACGCAGCUACGUAUGGAAGACCUGGCGACCGACCAUGGAACGACCCCGGCCCAAAACCCGGCAAAGAACACGCAGAAGACGACAAACCCACCCUCAAAGCCGUCAUCCUCGACUUCUCCUCCGUCAACAACGUCGACAUCACAUCCGUCCAGAACCUGAUUGACGUGCGCAACCAGCUCGACAAAUACGCCUCCCCGGACCGCGUCAACUGGCACAUUGCCUGCAUCAACAACCGCUGGACCAAGCGCGCCCUCGCAAACGCCGGCUUCGGCUACCCGACCCCCGAAACGGAUCCCAGCGAGGGCGUCAAGCGCUGGAAGCCCAUCUUCAGCGUUGCCGAAAUGGGUGGCCACAACAAUAGUGCCGCUGCCGCCGCCGAGGCCGAACACAACAAGCGACUUAGGAAAUGGGGUAGUACCGAUAUUGAGGUUGCGCCGCAGGAGGAGGCUAGUAGCUCCGAUCACGACUCCAUUGAGAAGAGAGUCUCGCGUUCGCGCGCGUAUAGCACGAAUGCGCGGGGUGGUGGUGUUGGCGGCGACACCAUCAAGGUCGUGCAUGGCAUCAACAGGCCUCUGUUCCAUAUUGAUGUCACGAGCGCGCUCCAGGCUGCGCUUGCUAAUGUUGAGCAUAAGACGCAUUAGGCGGCGUGUGUUGCGAUCCUGUUUCUAUCGGUUUGACUUGACUUGACUUGGCCUUACCUGACUUGACUUGACUUGGCCUUACCUGACUUGACUUGGGUAUAAUUUUUGCAUUUCAUGGAGACGGCCAUUUACAGGCAUACAUAUAUACACAUU